AUGGCUACAGUGCUAAAACCUAAAACAUCUUAUCGAAAGAAAAACAACUACGUUUUCUGUGGUAACCAAUUUGUUCAGAAAACUAGUCAAGUAGACUUUGAAGAUUUAGGAGAUGGUUAUGGUAAAAGCCGUACUAAUAUAUAUUAUGAUGGCAUCAUAGUAGAACCAGCUCAACCCUAUAUUUUCCAAGUACUUGGUGGCGGCUAUGCCAAAGACCUCAAUCAUGUGUUUUUCAAAGGCAAACUGGUAACGAAUGCCGAGCCAUAUCGUUUUCAAGUACUUCAAAAUGGCUACGGCAAAGAUUACAGCCGUGUCUAUCAGUACGGAAUAGUCUUAGAGGGAGUUUCACCAUUCGUUUUCCAGCCACCCCAGUAUAAGACCGAUGGAUAA
This is a messenger RNA of Rotaria socialis, 390 nucleotides long. NCBI's taxonomy places the organism in Eukaryota, Metazoa, Rotifera, Eurotatoria, Philodinida, Philodinidae. The record is from the annotation of a GenBank genome assembly.